Cuculus canorus (common cuckoo) is the source of this 5153-nucleotide messenger RNA. RefSeq names its product NLR family CARD domain containing 3 (gene NLRC3). The transcript has 19 exons. Gene Ontology annotation, molecular function: protein binding. Gene Ontology annotation, biological process: negative regulation of canonical NF-kappaB signal transduction; regulation of apoptotic process. Bases 252 to 3521 code for a protein of 1089 amino acids. Gene Ontology annotation, cellular component: cytosol. Lineage: Eukaryota; Metazoa; Chordata; Aves; Cuculiformes; Cuculidae. The record is from RefSeq and is a predicted model, not a curated record.
CCAGGCGAGGAGGAAGCAAAGCUCUGGGGAUAAAGGGCUGAGCACAGCACGGAGGGGCUGCAUCCUCCCACCACGACGAGGAUACCUCUCUGCUCUCCCGCUCCCACGCAGACCUGGGGAAGGCAGCACGAGGCCACGGAACAUGGAUAAAGGCUGAGGAGCCUCAACUGAUGCUGUGAGCUGGCCAGGAGGACACGGGGCGAACACAGCGCUCCUCGCCCAGGGAUCACCCAUGUCAUGGGAGGCCUCUGAUGGAAGAGGCUUGGAUCAACCGCUACCGCAAGCAGCUGGUGAGGUCCAUCUCACCACAGUUCCUGGAGGAGAUCAUCUGCUACCUGUGGAGGCUGGACCUCCUCACAGCGGAGGUGCAGGAGGCGAGCUCCCUGCCCGAGCAGGUGAGGGCAGUGGUGGAUGCGCUGGCUGGCAAGGGCAGCUACGCCUCCCAGUCCCUGCAGACCUUCAUUGAGACCACCAACUCCCAGCUCUACCUUCACAUCACUGUCUAUGAACCCAUAGUGCAGAAGCACCUGGAGAGCCUCCAAAGCUACUACGGGAAUGGCUUGGAGACAGGACCCCUGCAGCGACUCAUGAACCUGCUGCUGGUGGAAGGUUUGACCGAUAUCCAGCAGAAGGAGCACGACAUCCUGCAGAUUGAAGCCACCAAAGGCCUACAAAACGUAUCCAAGAGCAUCCCUCUGGAGAAGCUCUUCCUGCCUCUUUCCAAGGUCAGCAUCCCACCUCGGAUCUCUGUCACCAUUGGAGUGGCUGGGAUUGGCAAAAGCACACUGGUGAAGCUGUUUGUCUACACUUGGGCAAAGGGGGAGAUCAACAGGGACAUCAUCUUUGUGCUGCCCCUCACUUUCCGGGAACUCAACACCUAUGAGAAGCUCUCUGCUGAGCGGCUCAUCUGCUUGGCGUUCCCUCACAUCACCGAACCAAACUGCAUCUCGGUGGGAGCUGCCAGGACCCUGCUGAUCCUCGACGGCUUGGAUGAGUUCAAGACGCCUUUGGAUUUUUCCAACACAGUAAUAUGUACCGAUCCCAAAAAGGAGAUCCAAGUGGACAACCUGAUCACCAAUAUCAUACGCGGCAACCUGCUGCAGGAGGCCUCUGUCUGGGUGACGUCGCGGCCAACAGCAGCCAGCCAAAUUCCCGGUGGGCUUAUUGACCGGAUGACGGAAAUACGAGGGUUUGGAGCUACAGAGAUGAAGGACUUCUUGGAUCAGAUGUUCCUUGACAAUAGAGAACUAUCUGGCCAAGUCCUGCACCACAUCAGGGCUAACAAGUCGUUACACGUCCUGUGCACCGUUCCUGGCUUUUGCUGGAUUUCUGGCUCCUCAAUUGGUCAUUACCUAAAAAAUAGCACCGAUCAACCCGAAGAAACAACUUCCAUCCCCAAAACCCUAUCAGAAAUCUACUCCUACUAUUUUAAAAUGGCUCUGAGCAGCGACUGGCUGGAAAAGCCAAGAGAAACCCUCAGGAUUGAGCAGGUUGUGAACAACAGCAAGAAGAUCGUGGGCAGCCUGGGCAGAUUGGCCUUCUACGGCCUGCUCAAAAAGAAAUACGUGUUCUACGAUCAGGACAUGAAGGUGUAUGGCAUUGACCUUUCCUUGCUGCAGAGCAGCUUGUGCAGUCGCCUCCUGCUCAAAGAAGAGAAGCAGUCCUUCACAGCCUACUUCUUCUCCCACUUGACCAUCCAGGAGUUUCUAGCUGCUAUUUAUUAUUACACGGCUGCCAAGCGGGCAAUAUUCGACCUCUUCACAGAGAGUGGGAUGUCCUGGCCCAAGUUGGGUUUCCUCAGCCACUUCAAGAAUGCGGUUCAGAGGUCGCUGCAGGCAGAGGACAGGCAGAUGGACAUCUUUGUGCGUUUUCUCUCCGGGUUCCUCUCCCCACAGGUGAACAAGCUGCUCUCCGGGUGGCUGCUGGUGAAGGAUGAGCACAACAGUUUCAGGAGCCAAGUGAUCAGCUUCCUCCAGGGCUGCUUGAACACUGACUAUGUCAUCUCUUCGCGGACAGUCAACACCAUGCACUGCCUGUAUGAAAUUCAGCACGUGGAGAUUGCUAAGACUGUGGAAGAUGCGAUGAAGACUGAGAGCUUGGCCGGGAUGCUCACCCCCGUGAACUGCUCUGCCCUGGCUUAUCUCCUGCAGGUCUCUGAUGCCUGCAUGGAGGAGACGAACCUCUCCAGUUGCCUCACCUACAACACCUGUAAAAGCCUCCUCUCCCAGCUCCUCUUCUGCCACAACCUCAGACUGGACAAUAACCAGUUUAAGGACAAUGUGAUGGAGCUGCUGGCCAGUGUGCUGAGCGCGAAGGACUGCCAGAUCCAGAAGCUCAGCCUGGCAGAAAACCAGAUCAGCAACAAAGGAGCCAAAGCACUGGCCAAGUCACUACUGGUGAACAGGAGCUUGACGACACUGGACCUGAGGAGCAACUCCAUCGGCCCCACCGGAGUGAAAGCACUGGCUGAUGGACUGAAAAAAAAUCAAGUCCUGCUCUCCCUGAACCUGCAGCACAACGUCAUCAAGGAGGAUGGUGCCACCUUCCUGGCUGAGGCCCUGUUGACCAACCACAGGCUGACCACCCUGCACCUGCAGAAAAACGCCAUCGGAGCCCACGGUGCCAGGGAAAUAGCAGAGGCGCUGAAGCAGAACUGCAGCCUGAAGGAGCUGAUACUCUCCAGCAACUCUGUAGGAGACAAUGGCUCGGUUGCCUUGGCUGAAGCUCUGAAGGUGAACCACAGCCUGCAAAGCCUUGAUCUCCAGAGCAAUUCCAUCAGCAGCGCCGGGGUCACCGCACUGACAGCAGCUCUCUGCUCCAACAAAGGACUCCUCAAUCUCAACCUGCGGGAGAACUCCAUCAGCAAAGAGGGGGGCCCUGCAAUCGCCCACGCCCUGCGGACCAACAGCACCCUCAGAAAGCUCGACUUAGCAGCAAACCUGCUGUACGACGAAGGCGGCAAGGCCAUCGCUUUAGCCAUGAAAGAGAACCGGGUGCUCACGUCCCUCCACUUGCAGUGGAACUUCAUCCAGGCAAAAGCUGCCACGGCCCUGGCACAAGCCCUCCAGUCCAACAGCAGCCUGGCCAGCCUCGACUUGCAGGAGAAUGCCAUCGGAGACGAGGGAAUGGCUGCCCUCUCUGCCACGCUGAAGGUCAACACAACCCUGGCAGAUCUCCACCUGCAGGCAGCUUCAAUUGGUGCGGCUGGUGCCCAAGCCCUGGCAGAAGCUUUGAUGGUCAACAGGAGCCUGCAGAUCCUGGACUUGCGGGGAAAUUCCAUUGGCGUGGCAGGGGCCAAGGCCAUGGCCAACGCGCUAAAGGUGAACUGCAGCCUCCGCUGGCUCAACCUUCAGGAAAACUCCCUGGGCAUGGAUGGAGCCAUCUGCAUCGCCACUGCUCUGAAGGGCAACCACUGCCUCACAUAUGUAAACCUGCAGGGGAACUGCAUCGGCCAGUCAGGAGCCAAGAUGAUCUCUGACGCUAUCCGGACAAACUCACCCAACUGCAUUGUGGAUGUGUGAGGGUCCCUGGCUGCAGCGAGGUGGCUCAGUGGGGCCCUUCGGCCAGUGUGACUCCACAGCUGCUCAGCCCUUCGCUCACCUGCCUCGGGGAGGAGAGCUGGGGCAAGGAGGGCUCCUGAGCUCCCUGGCACUGCCCAGGAGGACCAGGGGCCUCUGGAUCAACAGUGCCAGAGGGUCAAGACUCACUAAUGCCUGAAAGCCUGGUGGUGCAUGAGCACAUCCCUGUUCAUCCAGGCACUGGGGGAGCUUCAAGGAAUUGGUGAAAAGCAAAGGGAGGAGGGGGUAGAUCUCACACACCAGACAUUGUUUUUGUGGGUGACUUACCUGCCACCGCUGGCAGCAGUGACCUCCUCCUGUGAUCUCCAUGGUGCUGCUCGAGACCAAGCGUAUCCUGACUGCCCAGAGCUGUGCUCUCCUUCCAGCCUGAGUCGCUGUGGGCAAACAUGGCAGCACCUCAGCCGGAGCUCCAGGGCUCUGCUCCCAGCGCCAAUUCUCCUUCCAGCUCUGGCAGGGAUCCCAGGAGAACUGGGUGAAACAUGGGCACAGUAGCCCCUUCCCUCCUGGCUACAGACAGCGCAGUCCUGCAGGCUCCCUUGAUAUCCCAGAGGGAGAUGAGAGGUUUGCCAUUUCCUUGCUUUGAUGAAAGCAGAUCUUUGGACCGGGGCACUUCAGAGCGGGGGCCGAGGCUGGGAGUGCAGCCUGUGUGUUUGCCAUGCCCUUAAGAACAGGUUGGCCGGGUGCAACUGAGGUGUUUGUCAGUGCUGUUCUCUAUUAAAGCCUCUCAAAAAGUCAGGCAUCCCAAGGCAUGGGAAUGGAACCAUCUAGAGACACCUUGGGAAAUCAGGAGCCCUCAGGAGAACAGGAAGAGCGGGAGGAUUUUGCAAGAGGAACACACUGCAUGAGGACAGACCACCUCCAUCACACACAGCUAGGUGCUACACCAGGACUGCCUUAUCACUAAGUCCUGCCUCUCGAGUAAACGCUGGGUUUGUUGGGUCGCUUGCUGCAGUCAUCCGUGACAAGCUGUGCCACCUUGGGAUGCAUGGUCCUGAUGUCCCAGCUGCAGGCAGGGCCCUCCCCGAGCAGGUCACUUUUCAGGCAGGCAGCUGCUCAAAGCAGAGGGGCUGGGUGAUGCCCUCACAUGCAUGGUGAGACCCAGUGACUCUCCAGAAGGUGCCAGGUUUGCAGGUGGACCAUGAGCCAGACUACACAACCCCCAGAGCCCCCUCCAGCCACUGCCCCCUCUGCCCCAGUCAGAGCCCACCCUGAGCCACAUCGCAGCUGCAGUCGGGGCAGCAAGAGACUGCUUCAGGGACCUCUGGAGAAAUGCCGGGUUGAGCUGUGUGAUAGGUACCUACUUGGAAAUAAAUCAGUUCCUUGCCGAGAAGAUGCCUUGUGCUGCCUUCCUCUCUCGGUUGUGGACCAUAACAUGCGGCGUUCAGGGUGCAUUGUGCUCCGCUACCCCGGCUGGAGAAUCCACACCCUGUCGUGGUGUGACAGGAGGGCUCUUGGCUUUUCCGUGAGGUGUCAGGGCCUGGCGCACGCUCUCCACAGUGACGCUGCGUGAUUCAAAUCCUAUCUCUUUCUCCACUAUGUCCGGGCAGAGUGAGCAUCCGGUCCAGCUCUGCCCAC